AUGACGACUGCCCAUGCUGCAGAAGUUGUAGAUUUAAAGCAGAAACUGGAGUCAGCGGAUGAGGACAUUACUCUUGUUAACAGGCAGCUCGAGGAGGCACAAGAUGGUGCUGCUGCGGUUGAGACCCUUCAGGAUGAACUUGCCUGGGCCAAGGAGCAAGCCAGAGUGAGCAAUGCGGCUGUCAAGAAGGCAGCUGCUGAGUUAAAGGCCGAACAAGCCGCUCGGCGCCAGUGUGAGGAGAGAAUAUCUACCAUGGCACGAGAGCUGAAAGACGCCACUGCCCAAUGUGAAUUAGUCGAGAAGGAUAACAAAUCCAAGGCAGCCGAACUCAACAAGGCUUUGCAAAAGGCACGAGAGGCACGGUCCGAGUCUAGAGCAGCUCGGGAGGAGCUCCGGCAAGCUGGGGAGAUAGCGGCUGACCUCUCCUCGGUGGGUCAGAUGGAUAUUGAAGCCACCAUCGAGGAGACCGCCAAGGAUACCGCCGCCGAAGCCGACAAGGUUGCCGCCGACGAGGCCGUCAAGGAAGCACAUGAAGAGGCCGCCAAGGGAUCUGCCGGGGAGGCCAGCAAGGAGACCGGCAGCCGUACUAACGGCAUCCCUGCCUCAGGAGCGCCUGGUGCUACUUCGGUCCCGGAGUCCUCGGCUGCCUGGGAGGCGAUGUUUGACGACCAACCGUCUACCUCUGAAGCCCCCACCUCGAGCAGAUACCUGAAGAUCGGCGAGGAUCUGUUUGUCAGCAUCCCGGGGACGGCAAGCACCGGAGCGCCUACCGAGGGGGAGGUUUUUGAUGAAGAGGCCAUCACUGCCGCCGGGCUCCAGGUUGUUGACGAGCCAGGCGCCGGCAGCGGCAGUUCCAAGGAGGACCAGCUCCUCCAGGCCAUGAGCAGCAACUUCCAGAAGCUUCGGGCACUUUACCGUGCUCGCAAGGAGAAGCUGGACUCCAGGACAGCGGUCGUUGAUGCAGCAGAGGCGGGCUUCCAAGAGCGCUUCGAGGAGCAGCUGAGUCAUCGCUGGAAUGAGCUCCUCCUGAAGCAAUCAGACAUUGAGAACAAGGAUGAAGAAAUCGAGAAGCUCGUCGUGCAGCGGACCCAGGAGCUCGAGCAGAAACACAAGGAUGCACUUGCCGCUCUUGUCCUGUAUCAUGUUGGCAAGUUGAAGGAGGCCAUCGAUGCUGCUGAAGCCGCAGAGGCCGCCAAGAACGAGCUGGCUGGCAAGGUGGACGAGCUGGGGGCGGACCUGGAGAAGCAUAGCAAGGAGGUGGUGAUGCUCAAGAGCGACAGGGACAAGACUGUCCACACCUUGGCAAGCUUGCAGGACACUAUAUCUAACAAGACCAAGCUGCUCUUUGAAGCCAACGACUCCAUUGAUGAUCUGAAGCUGAAGCUGACCACCCUGGAGGAGACCCUUGCGGGCAGCAGGGCUCUUGAGAAGACCCUGGCCAAGAAACUCAAGGAUGAGGAGCUACUGCUGCCGCCGAGCACAACGACUUCAUGA
This is a messenger RNA of Aegilops tauschii subsp. strangulata, 1494 nucleotides long. Lineage: Eukaryota; Viridiplantae; Streptophyta; Magnoliopsida; Poales; Poaceae. The record is from RefSeq and is a predicted model, not a curated record.